GUCAAUUUUCAGCACUUUAAUCAAUAGACAACAUGCAUCAAUCUUUCCCUCCACUCGGUUCUCCCACAUAUAACAUAGGCCAGCGCGUCUCCUUCGACUCGAAUUUAUGUACAAUUCGUUACAUAGGCGCGGUCGAAGGCACGGACAGGGAGUGGCUUGGUGUUGAAUGGGAUGAGCCUUCACGUGGGAAGCAUGAUGGAUCGCACAAAGGCAAGAGAUACUUCGAGUGUCAAAGUCCGUCUCCAACUGCGGCGUCUUUUCUGCGCACAACUCGAGUGAAAGAUAAAGAACAGAGCUUCCUCGAAGCAGUACGCGCGAAGUAUGCGCCUGAUGAUCCUUCCAGAAUAGACACGAUGGGCCAGAUCGAGAUCUCUGGAAAAGUUGUCCAAGAAGUCGGCUUCGAUAAGAUCAGGGAGCAGCAAAGUCAGCUUCAUGAGUUGAAAAUAGUUCUAGUGGACGGUAUGAGAAUCAACAAAGCACAAUACGAUCCACGCAAGCAUUUGGAGAUAUCCAUAGUAUGUCCCAAGAUUGUGGAACUCGACUUGAGCAGAAACCUGUUCGAAAACUUUUGGCAGAUUAUGGAAAUUUCCAAGCACCUCGUGGAGCUCAGAAAGUUGAGACUCAACGGCAAUCGGCUUCAGAACCUUGGUGUCGAUAUCUCAGUGCACAAAAGCGACGUUAGAUCGGGACCGACUGAGAGUUCCGGAAUUAAAGACCUGGAACUGGAUAAUACGCUCAUUCCCUGGGAAGAUGUCAAGUCAAUACUCAUGCUGUUCCCACCAUUGACAAGUCUCUCUGCAUCAUCCAACUACUAUAAAUCUCUGACCUGUCCUCUCCACAACGGUAUUACGUCUUUGACGUUGGAAUACAACGAGUUCACCAUGAUUUGGGACAUCAUUCUUCUACGACAACUUGAAUCUCUGGAAGUAUUGCACCUGAAGGGGAACAAGAUAUCGAGUAUUGAUAAAGAGGGAUAUCAAUUGAGCUCGUUUCACGCCUUCGGAACGAGGCUGAGAUAUGUCGAUUUAUCCUACAAUGCAAUAGCUAAUUGGAAUUUCAUCGAUGACCUCCCACAGGUAUUCCCAGGGCUUGAAGAACUUCGGCUAUCCCACAACCCAGUCUACAAUUACAAUGGCUUGUCCAAGCAAAACGAGAACAUCGGCAGUGAGGAGGGAUAUAUGCUUACUGUGGCAAGGCUCAAAGAUCUGAAGUCAUUAAACUUCAGCAAGAUCACCCAGACAGACCGAAUGAACGCCGAAGGAUUCUAUCUAUCCAGGAUUGCCAAGGAAAUGGCUGAAGUGCUAGAGGGUGAGGAGAGUACGGUGAUCUCACGGCACAAGAGAUACACCGAGCUUAGCAAGCAAUAUGGAGCUCCAACGGUUGUUCGAAAAACAGAAGGAGCCGUCAACCCCGACUUUCUCGAAGCUCGUUUGAUCAAGUUCACGUUUCACUUGCCCGCGAACACACAAGCUGGCCAACAAGAGGCAAUCAUCAAAGUGCGGGAAAUUCCAAAGUCGUUUGACGUCUAUCGGGUGAAAGGUAUUGUGAGAAAGUUGUUCGAUAUUCCUCCCAUGAAUAUACGUUUGAUUUGGGAGACCGGAGAAUGGGAUCCCGUUGCUGGUUACGAGGAUGACGAGGAAGACAGCGAUGAUGAAGGAGGGGCCAGAGUGAAGGAAGCUGAAGCAGAUGGUACGACAACCCAAGAGAAGGGAAGAUGGAUGAAGAGAGAAAUUGAAAUUGAAGAUGGAACAAGACAGAUCGGAUUCUGUGUUGAUAGUAUAGAGCCAAUGGUUCGCAUUGAGAUGAGAUGAAUUGAUUAGACGUUGAUACCCCUGUACGAGUAUGUAUUGCGACAACAAUACCGCUCAUUCUGUUUGUUGCAGCGGCUACCAAGCCGCCCUCAGUAUCAAUCAAGUAUUGUUUGUG
Messenger RNA from Hyaloscypha bicolor E, 1926 nucleotides. RefSeq lists its product as uncharacterized. Bases 33 to 1811 code for a protein of 592 amino acids. The transcript has 3 exons. The record is from RefSeq and is a predicted model, not a curated record. Gene Ontology annotation, molecular function: protein binding. NCBI's taxonomy places the organism in Eukaryota, Fungi, Ascomycota, Leotiomycetes, Helotiales, Hyaloscyphaceae.